This is a messenger RNA of Spinacia oleracea (spinach), 386 nucleotides long. Its product is annotated as calcineurin B-like protein 9. The coding region runs from base 114 to 356 and encodes 80 amino acids. Gene Ontology annotation, biological process: calcium-mediated signaling. Gene Ontology annotation, molecular function: kinase binding; calcium ion binding. Lineage: Eukaryota; Viridiplantae; Streptophyta; Magnoliopsida; Caryophyllales; Amaranthaceae. The record is from RefSeq and is a predicted model, not a curated record. The transcript is spliced from 4 exons.
UUGAUAAUUUGUUGCAGAAUUUUAUUCAUGAUGAAGAUAUACGGCUUGAUACGAUCAAAGCUAGAUGGUUUUUGCAUUGUUACAGUUAGAAAUGUCAUCAAACGACAUGCUGAAUGGACGGAGCGACUUUCAAGGCAUUCAAAGAAGCCGAUGUAGAUCUAGACGGAAAGAUUUGUAGAUCUGAAUGGCAUCAAUUUGUAUCCAAAAAUCCCCAAUUGUUGAAAAUAAUGACUCUCCAAUAUCUCAGAGGACUAAAGCUAUCAAGGCCCGACUUGAGCAAAUGGACCGCGUUACUGCUGAAAAUCGCUGCCUUUCUUCUGAAUUGGGUACCCCAAUUGAUCGGUAAGGAACACUAAUCUCGAAACCAAUUGGGGUUUUAAUUGUUU